Neltuma alba is the source of this 3472-nucleotide messenger RNA. Its product is annotated as putative transcription elongation factor SPT5 homolog 1. NCBI's taxonomy places the organism in Eukaryota, Viridiplantae, Streptophyta, Magnoliopsida, Fabales, Fabaceae. Gene Ontology annotation, cellular component: DSIF complex; ribosome. The record is from RefSeq and is a predicted model, not a curated record. Gene Ontology annotation, biological process: regulation of DNA-templated transcription elongation; transcription elongation by RNA polymerase II; translation. Gene Ontology annotation, molecular function: structural constituent of ribosome; mRNA binding.
GAAAAUAAAAUCUACGCAUCUGCUUGCCGCACUCGCCCGAUUCAACAUUCUCAGUUCCAUUCAGCUUAGGGUUUGUGACGUUCAACACCCUUUGUUAAAAUCGCAGAAUCCAGACGUUCAUAGUAGUAUAUAUUUCUCGGAAAAUAAAAUCUACAUAACUCGCUUGCCGACUCGCCCGAUUCAACAUUCUCAGUUCCAUUCAGCUUAGGGUUUGUGAUAUUCAACAACCUUUGUUAAAAUCGCAGAAUCCCGACGUUCAUGGUUUGUGCACUUGCAUAGAAGGGUCGUGAGACGCAUUCGGCUUCGUCAUGCGUCACCGAGGGAUGGAUCCCGAUGAGGAGGAGUAUGAGGAGGAAUACGAAGAUGACCAAGUGGUUGAUGACGAUGAAGCGGAAGUGGAGGAAGAGGAGGCCCACAGAGGAGCCUCCUCCAGGAAGCGCAGAAGAUCUGGGUUCAUAGACGACGACGCUGAGGAGGUGGACGAGGAUGAGGAAGAGGAGGAGGAUGAUGAUGAUUUUGAUGAAAGAGGCGGUCGAAAGCGCCAAUACAAGAGAAUGGCUGCUUCCAAUUUCUUCGAUGAAGAGGCGCAGGUGGACAGCGAUGAGGAAGAGGAAGAGGAAGAAGGCGAGGAUGAUUUCAUCGUCGAAGAAGGAACUGAUCUACCAGAUGAAGAUGGUGGAAGGAGGAUGCAUAGCCGGCGUAUGCUGCCCCAUGAUCAAGAAGACCAUGAAGACCUUGAAGCUAUGGCAAGGAGCAUUCAAGAAAGAUAUGGAAGGCGUGUCACAGAUUAUGAUGAAGAAGCUACAGAUGUAGAGCAGCAAGCCCUUCUGCCAUCUGUGAGAGAUCCCAAAUUGUGGAUGGUUAAAUGUGCGAUUGGUCGUGAACGUGAGGCGGCUGUUUGCCUCAUGCAAAAAUAUAUUGAUAAAGGGUCUGAACUUCAAAUAAGGUCUGCUGUUGCUCUUGAUCACCUCAAAAAUUAUAUAUAUGUUGAAGCUGAUAAAGAAGCCCAUGUGCGAGAGGCAUGUAAAGGUCUACGCACCAUAUUUACUCAGAAGAUAACACUUGUUCCGAUCAGAGAGAUGACUGAUGUUCUUUCAGUUGAAAGCAAAGCUAUUGAUCUUUCUAGAGAUACAUGGGUCAGAAUGAAGAUUGGGACAUACAAGGGGGACCUUGCAAAGGUUGUGGAUGUUGAUAAUGUACGUCAGAGGGUUACUGUGAAAUUGAUUCCGAGGAUAGACUUACAAGCCCUUGCAAACAAAUUGGAAGGUAGAGAAGUCGUGAAAAAGAAAGCAUUUGUUCCUCCUCCUCGGUUUAUGAAUGUUGAUGAAGCUAGGGAACUGCACAUCCGAGUAGAGCAUAGACGCGAUCCCAUGACAGGGGAACGCUUUGAAACUAUUGGAGGCAUGAUGUUCAAAGACGGUUUCUUGUACAAAACAGUAUCAAUAAAGUCAAUCAGUGCACAAAAUAUCAAACCUACAUUUGAUGAACUUGAAAAAUUUCGAAAGCCGGGUGAGAAUGGAGAUGGAGAUGUAGCUAGUCUGUCAACAUUAUUUGCAAACAGAAAGAAAGGCCAUUUUAUGAAAGGUGAUGCUGUUAUCGUCAUCAAGGGAGAUCUAAAGAAUUUAAAGGGGUGGGUAGAGAAAGUUGAUGAGGAUAAUGUUCAUAUAAGGCCAGAAAUCAAGGGCCUUCCUAAAACUCUUGCUGUAAAUGAAAGGGAACUUUGUAAAUACUUUGAGCCUGGGAACCAUGUUAAAGUUGUUUCGGGCACACAAGAGGGGGCUACUGGUAUGGUGGUGAAGGUGGAGCAGCACGUGCUGAUUAUUUUAUCUGAUACAACAAAAGAACAUAUUCGUGUAUUUGCUGAUGAUGUUGUGGAGAGUUCUGAAGUCACUACGGGAGUUACAAGAAUCGGCGACUAUGAGCUACAUGAUCUUGUCCUGCUAGAUAAUUUGAGCUUUGGUGUGAUAAUCCGUGUAGAAAGUGAGGCCUUUCAGGUUCUUAAGGGAGUUCCUGACAGACCUGAAGUUGCACUGGUGAAAUUAAGGGAAAUCAAGUGCAAGAUUGAUAAAAAAAUAAGUGUGCAGGAUAGGUUUAAGAAUACAGUGUCAACAAAGGAUGUUGUACGGAUAGUUGAGGGUCCCUGCAAAGGCAAACAAGGACCGGUGGAGCACAUAUAUAGGGGAGUCUUGUUUAUCUAUGAUCGACAUCAUCUUGAACAUGCAGGCUUCAUAUGUUCGAAAGCUCAAUCAUGUGUGGUUGUGGGAGGUUCACGGACCAAUGGCAAUAGAAAUGGUGAUGCUUACUCAAGAUUUCCCAGCCUUAGAACUCCGCCAAGAAUCCCACAAUCUCCUAGGAGGUUUUCUCGAGGAGGGUCACCAAUUGAUUCUGGAGGAAGGCAUAGAGGUGGAAGAGGGCAUGAUGGAUUGGCUGGUGCAACAGUUAAAAUUCGCCAAGGUCCCUAUAAAGGUUAUCGUGGGCGUGUUAUAGAAGUUAACGGCACAUCAGUUCGGGUUGAACUGGAGUCACAAAUGAAAGUUGUGACAGUUGAUCGUAAUCAUAUUUCUGAUAAUGUGGCUGUUACCCCAUACCGUGACUCAUCGCGGUAUGGAAUUGGAAGUGAGACCCCAAUGCACCCAUCUCGAACUCCCUUGCAUCCUUAUAUGACUCCUAUGAGAGAUCCUGGAGCCACACCUAUUCAUGAUGGAAUGAGAACUCCCAUGCGUGAUAGAGCAUGGAAUCCUUACACUCCCAUGAGUCCUCAUAGGGAAAACUGGGAGGAUGGAAAUCCUGGCUCUUGGGGCACCAGUCCACAAUAUCAGCCAGGGAGUCCUCCUUCACGAAUGUACGAAGCUCCAACUCCUGGUACUAUUUGGGCUAGUACCCCUGGUGGCAGUUACAGCGAAGCUGGGACACCUAGGGAUAAUUCUGCAUAUGCCAAUGCUCCAAGCCCAUAUUUACCAUCAACACCGGGUGGACAGCCUAUGACACCAAACUCAGCAUCUUAUCUUCCCGACCCUGGAGGGCAGCCUAUGACUCCAGGAACUGGUGGUUUGGACAUGAUGUCCCCGGUUAUAGGCGCAGACAGUGAAGGACCAUGGUUUAUGCCAGAUAUAUUAGUCAAUGUGCGCCGUGCUGGAGAGGAAUCUAUUGUGGGAAUUAUAAGAGAGGUGCUUGCGGAUGGAUCUUGCAGGGUAGUCUUGGGAUCAAGUGGAAAUGGUGAAACAAUAACGGCUCUUCCCAGCGAAAUGGAGGCUGUGGUACCCAGGAAAUCAGACAAGAUAAAAAUUAUGGGUGGGGCUUUGCGUGGUGCCACGGGCAAGUUGAUUGGGGUAGAUGGCACUGAUGGUAUUGUAAAGGUAGAUGAUACACUGGAUGUGAAGAUUUUAGACUUAGUCAUUCUAGCUAAAUUAGCUCAAUCGUGAUUAGUCUCAUGUACACAAUAAUUUUUUUAAUGCCAUAUCGUUUUUGCCCU